Molecule: messenger RNA, 1257 nt
Organism: Plasmopara halstedii
Lineage: Eukaryota; Oomycota; Peronosporomycetes; Peronosporales; Peronosporaceae
Product: Protease inhibitor protein
Exons: 1
Coding region: 1-1257 (418 amino acids)
Molecular function (GO): protein binding
Source: RefSeq, a predicted model, not a curated record
AUGAAGUGGUUGAUCAUCAUCGUCUCUGCGGCGAAUGCGCUCAGCUGUGUUUAUGCGAGCAAUUAUCUUAAGGGCACCAAAGACUCGACCGUGGGUUCAAUGGCGGAAUUGGAACCAGAAGGCCAAAUGUUUCGGGACGAUGACUCAGGCUUGACCGAAGUCUCUCGAAGCGUCUACCAAAAGUCCGCAUACUUAAGUGAUGCUGCAAAAGGUGGAUACUCGGGUUCGUUAUUCUCGACUGAAGCCUCUGGCAGCAAAUACACGGACAGCUCAUCGUCGACUGAGGCCUCUAGCGACAAAUACACAUCUUUGACCGCGGACUCUCUGAAACAUAAUACGCACUUUUCAUUUUCUGAAGACUAUGAGAGUGAUGAUACGGACGCCUCGUCCUGGAUUGAAACCUCUAGAAUUGACGGCACAGACUCUUUAACCUCGAGCAAGGUCUUUGGCAGUGACGAAAGGGACAUGUCUAGCAGCGACUACUGGGACGUCUCAUGCUCGUCCGAUGCCUCUGGGAGUGAUGAUGAUUGUUACACGAUUUGUUCUACCGACUUUAAACCCGUUUGCGGUUCUGACGGCGUGACGUAUACAAAUGCCUGUGCAUUUAGCAUUGCCCAAUGCAGAACAGCCACGCUAAGUCUGCUGGCGGUUGGUGAGUGCGCUGAAGGGUCCGAAGCAUUAUCUGACGAGUUAUCGAAGUCAGGCAGCACAACUGAAACCUGUCCUGACGCAUGCCCCGACAUAUACGACCCUGUGAGCGACGAGAGUGGGAAAACAUACACGAAUGAGUGUUAUUUGCGAAUGACCAAGUGUAAGGACACAAAUCACAAUCUGGGCAUAUUGGCAGAAUACAAAAGGCUCUAUGGUCAUUUGUUUGGGGUAUCGCUUGACGAUAGUGCAUCUAACAACGAAGAUAAUGCGGUUGAAAGCUCCACAACGUUCGACGGUAGCACUACAAAGUCAUUAAUCGAUUCUUCGGAUGCCUACAGCGGCACGGGUGGCUUGUACGAAGAAGGCUCUCAAAGUAGUAGUGACAGUACUUCAAUGACGACAUGCGCACCGUGUCCCGACCUAUAUUCGCCUGUGUGCGGCUCCGAUGGAAUUACUUAUCUAAGCUUGUGCAAACUUGAGUUUGCUAGCUGCAAGAAUCCCGAGCUUAAACUUGUUCAAAUCAGUGACGACUUUUGCGCCGAUACGUCAAUCGAGCAAGUCGCUCUCGAUGAAGCCUUUACGUCUUCAGGUAGCGCCACGUCAUGA